Molecule: messenger RNA, 2175 nt
Organism: Suillus paluster
Lineage: Eukaryota; Fungi; Basidiomycota; Agaricomycetes; Boletales; Suillaceae
Exons: 3
Coding region: 1-2175 (724 amino acids)
Molecular function (GO): nucleic acid binding
Source: RefSeq, a predicted model, not a curated record
AUGAGGAGCAAUUCAUCACAUCUACCUACGUGUUAUGAUCACCACACAUUUUUUGAUGGGGCUGAAAAUGCCUUCCUUGUUGCUAGAUCAACAUUCCAAUUGACUCCUGGAUUGUUCCAUCAACCACGGUUCUUCGUGUGGCUCCCGCACCUGCUCGUUGAUCGCAUCCCCUGCCCUUCGUGUCUUAAAGCUGGCCGUCAAGUCACUCGUGGCUCUCGUGUAUACCUUCAGAAGCAUGGUUUCGCUAAUCAACCACGACGAGUGGUUGACAUUGACCGCAACAUUUUCAUCGUUGGUUACCGUUAUGUGUGCGGUCACAAAGACUGUCGAAAAAGUUUCCAAAGCUGGAGUCCAUCAAUCAUCCACCUUCUCCCUGCUCCCAUUGCAGAUCAAUUCGUGUUCCGUCUCACGCACCGCAGUGGGCUCUCAAACUGUCUCGCUAUGUUGCUACGCGAAUCAUUUCGGUCAGGAGUCGGGCCAGACCAAUUCACAACUAUGAUUGAAUCCUUUCACUACCGACACUUCAAUCAUCUUCACUGUCAAUUCCUCGAAAUGGUGUCCAAUCGAAGCAGUCAUGGCUCACUAUCUAGCUGCUGGACUGCUACCAGUCCAUUUGGAGAUUUCGGAGCCCAAGAUGGGUACGCUGGAUAUGUUCUGCAUGCUCCAUACUUCGCACGGUUCUAUGACAUGCUUGUCGAGGAGUCAGCACCUGCUGCAAGGCAGCUCAUAGCAUCACUGCCUGCAGAUAUUAUUAAGCAGGACCACAGCUUCAAGGCAAUUAAACAUUUGGGCAAAACUGAUGGUGUGCCCACCUUCAACGCUCUGUUCAUGACAGUGAAUCAGUAUAGCGAGAUCAGGUCCAUGAACUUCACACCGUCAAAGGGCCAGGACGGGUGGGCACCUGUCCUUUCUGCCAUGCUACCCUCGCUAGCAAGCUUUGGCCAUAGCCCACCAAAAAUUGUGUUCACAGACAAUAUUCGAGCCGAUAAAGACAAGCUGCUAUCAAUCUUUCCAUCUCUAUCAGCCAACGUGACUCCUGUGCAGCUGCCGAGUGCCCAGGACCUUCUGCUAUUUCCAGAGGAUUGGUCAUAUGUGCCACUGACUACGACGUACCAAGUCAAUCAUCGAUUUAAUAUCAUUAUGAAUCAGCACACCCCCACCACACCCAUUGUAGCUAUGUUUUCAAUCAAGUGGCCCAUCAAUGCUGCGACGGGCGAAAUGAAGUUGUUCAUGCAGGAUGGAUUUAUCAGCCUCCCGCACUCGCUGCUUACAUUCAUUCAGUCAAGGGCCUAUUGCAAGGUGGGCAUCAAUGUCACAUCAAACCUUCAACGGCUACAUGCAGACUGCAUCCCUGCCUCUCGGCUCACACCCUUUGCUGGUCAACUUGAUGUUGGUCAAAUGGCAAGUGAGCGAAAUGCUGCCCAUAUAGGCAACACGAGCAUGACAACUCUGUGCACCAAUGUUCUUCGCAAGCAUGUCACCCAAGACCCAAUGAUAUGUAUCAGCCCCUUGUGGGGUAUUUCCGAACUCCCCCCAUCUUUCAUUCAGCAUGCUGCCCUUGACAUUUAUGCUACAUGGUCAAUUUAUCAUGCUCUAACAGCCAUCGAAGCUCCACAGAAGGUCACCUUCUCGACACCAGGUGGGACUGCAGUCACAAUGUAUGCUCCUGACGGGAGGACCAUAGCCCAGGGUGUCAUCGCACCUGAUCGUCUGGCAUCGUUUGGUGGUGUCAAUGUCACGAAGACUCGAGUUAUCAUGGUUGUCCAUGAAGUUCUGGUUCCUGCUUACUUGAUAUCAGGCAGCCUUCUCUCGUCACGUACUCCUACUCCAUUAUCUGCCUUCGGUCACCCCCCCUUCUCGAUUCUUUCUCAGGCCAAUCAUCUGCAAACAUCCAUAGCUGCUCCACUAAUGGACUUGGAGGCUGCUUCCGGAUUUUCAGAAGACCAACACUUGAUGUCUUCCAUGAGUACACUCCCGGCUAACUCGGACUCGAGCAAUGAUGUCAAUUUUCCCUCACCAUUCGAGACAGUCCCAGAACUCGAUGAGCCUGACUCAGAGGCAAUACCGGAACAGACUGUUGGCAGUUCAUCUGUUGACGAGACUGCCCUCCAAGCAAUCUCUCAGCUUCUCGUUGACAUUGUGAAAUUCUCACCACAGUGCUUUGAUUUGAUUUGA